AGGAAUUUGUGAGCGUGGGUCCAUCAUGUCGGUACCGCCACCACCACCACCACCAUCUCUAGCAUUACCACCACCACCAAGACCAUUGUAUAAACAAAGAUCAUGGUCUCCUUCAUCACCAUCUGAUAUGUAUUCAGACGAAGCAUGGUUGAGAAGAAAAGGAGCUCAUAGAAUAAGUAGAACAUCAUCGUUAAGUAGUAUCACCGAUGAUGAUUUAGAUGAACUCAAAGCUUGUAUCGAAUUGGGGUUGGUGUUUGAUUCACCUGAUUCAGAUCAUAGAAAAUUAUCGGAUACAUUGCCUGCUUUAGGACUUUAUUAUGCUUCUAAGAAACAGUACAAUGACAGCGUAUCAACCAAGAAUAAUACUCCAACUCUGACACCGUCAGCGUCUUCAGUUUCUGAAUGUGAUGUUCUGUCUCCAGUCGGAAGCCCUAACGCCAUAUUUGAACCAGGUGAAAAUCCUCAAUUGGUGAAGACAAGAUUGAAGCAGUGGGCACAAGUGGUAGCUUGUAUGGUGCGCAUGCGCCACUCCAAAUGAUUUUCUUAUUUUACCUCCCCUCUUUUAAUCUUUCUUUAGGUUGAUUGUCAAAGUACAUGGUCUAAACAUAGUGUGGAAUAGGACAUCGAGUCUCGCUAAGUGAGAUUCAUUUUAAUCUUCUUUUGAUUGUUUCUUUUCUUCAUUUUUGUUUAAUUCUAAGGAACAAAAACGAUGCCCCAAAAAGCUAAGGGAAAGCUAA
This is a messenger RNA of Papaver somniferum (opium poppy), 737 nucleotides long. RefSeq lists its product as uncharacterized. The record is from RefSeq and is a predicted model, not a curated record. The transcript is spliced from 2 exons. The coding region runs from base 26 to 538 and encodes 170 amino acids. NCBI's taxonomy places the organism in Eukaryota, Viridiplantae, Streptophyta, Magnoliopsida, Ranunculales, Papaveraceae.